AUGAGGGCCUCGCAGAGUCGGGCUCGACCCUCGCGAACGGCUCACGUCGCCGUCGUCGUCGCAGCACUCGCCGGACUCGCCUGCUUCGCUCGUGGCUUCUUCCCCGUCAAGCCACUGCUGGCUGGAUUCUCUCCGGCACAGGACUAUGCACAGACGUCCCGCAGAUACGACGCUGGCGCGAGCGAGCGGUCAGAUGCGUUCUCCCGCUUGGCUUUCGUCGUUGUCGACGCCCUCCGAGCCGACUUUGCGUUCGGCCCCAACUCCCACAUGACCUUUGUGCAGUCCCUCGUCGACUCAGGCGAAGCUCUCCCAUACACCGCUGUCGCCCAAGCCCCGACUGUGACCCUCCCACGCCUGAAAGCGCUCACGACCGGGUCGAACCCAACCUUCCUCGACUCGAUCCUCAACGUCGUCGAAGAGUCCGUCACAAGCGCCGCGUUCGAGCGUGUAGACUCGUGGGUCCGCCAGAUGGCGAUGCAAGGCAAGAAGAUCGUCUUUGCGGGCGACGAUACGUGGUUGAGGUUGUUCCCGAAGGAGUGGUUCAACUGGACCGACGGAGUCAGCAGCUUCUUCGUGUCGGACACCGUCACGGUCGACACGAACGUCACCCGCCACCUCGACUCGCUUCUCGCCUCAGCCACGGAGUCCGAACGACGCGACUCUGCGCACGCGCCAGCCGAAUGGGACGUUCUGAUACUGCACUACCUCGGCCUCGACCAUGUCGGUCACCUCGGUGGACCUCGCAGCCCGCUCAUGCCGUCCAAGCAGCAAGAAAUGGAUCAAGUCGUCGAGCGUAUCUACCGCGACCUCGAACGACGAGAUGCGGAAGAUGGCCAGCGGAGCUUGCUUGUCCUCGUCGGCGAUCACGGCAUGACCGAGGGCGGCAACCACGGCGGCUCGACAGAAGCGGAGACUUCGGCGGCUCUCCUCCUAGCCUCGCCCAACCUUCGCACCAAGGCACCAGUCCCUCCGACACGGCACGCUAGCUCGUACAGGCUGCACGAAGUAAUUCAGCAGAUCGACCUCGUUCCAACUCUUGCCGUACUGAACUCGAUGGGCAAGCUCGUCCCGUCUGCGGUCGAGGCGUUACGACCAGCUGCCCUCGCUCAAGCGCUAGCAGCCAAUGUGAGGCAACUGGUGGAGGUACUGUCAGCGUCGGCAGGCGUCGCCGCGGUCGAUCAGCUGGCGAAGGAAGCGGCCGGCAACUCGAAUGCUUCGCUUGCAGACUUGCUUCGCUCGAGCAUUGAAGCCCAGCACGAGUUCCUCCGCUUGGCGCAAGACCGUCUCCUCGCCUCCUCAUCCUCCUACCAGCUCUUUCCUCUCUACUCCGGCCUGCUUAUCCUCGUCUUCGCAUCCAUCGGUGCCCUCUCGCUCUGUCAAAGGGUCUGGCAAGUCGAGACGAAGCAAACGAGAUGGACGGUCGGGCUCGCGCUGGUCGCCUACCUCGGGUCGUUCUUCGCGACGAGCUUCAUUGAGGAGGAACACGAGUUAUGGUACUUCUUUGGCGCCACUGGGCUCGUCCUUCUCGCCAUCCGGCCCACCUUCAGCUGGACAGAACGCCUCACGCUCAUCCUUGCGGCCGCCUCGAUUCGCAUAUACCGCAGCUGGGCGCACAACGGCCAGAAGAAUGUGCCGAACACCUCGCUCUCGCUCGUCCUGUCGUUAUAUCCGCGCCUCACCUUCGCCCUCAUCCUCAUCAGCUAUUUCGUUCCUCUCAUCGUCGCCCUCAGCGCUUUGGCACAAGCGUCCCGAACUUUCGCUCGCUCUCGCCCAACUGUCGGACAGGCAAUCGCCAAAUCCGCGACCUUCGCCGUCUUCGCCGUGCUGGUCGCCAUGCAAGUCGUCGUCGGGCUAGCGAUGCACAGGACGCGUUCGAUGCCGGAGGACGCGCAGGGAUCGCUUGCGAAGGCGUUGGAGAAGCUCGACUUGGACAACGCGGAGGCGCUGUCAAGGGCAGGGUACUGGAUCUGCGGCGUUGCGUGGGCAGUCUUGCGGCUCAUGUCACACAGAGCAGAAGGAGGACAAAGCUGGCGCUCGACUCUCACCCUCGUUCACGCGUCGCUCCUCCUCAUGUCUCUGACGAGACCAGCCAACGUGCCUCUCAUAUGCGCUUUCUGGAUCCAGCACGAGGCUGUGAGCCGACUAGCGCGGAGAGCGGACGCCUCGCCCGCCCAACUCGCUUUCCUUGUCGCGGCGUUCCAGGCGACCGGCUUCUUCGGUCUCGGCGGGUCAAACUCGCUGGCAUCCGUCGACCUUUCACAAGCCUACAACGGCCUCUCCUCCUACUCGUUCGCCCUCGUCUCGCUCCUCACCUACUUCUCCAACUUCUCGCUCCCGAUCCUCCAUUCCCUCUCGCUCCACACGAUACCCAACCCUCUGCGCUCACUUACCCUCCGAUACCUCACCCCAUUCCAUACCCUCGCACUCACUGCGCUCGCCUUGAGCGCGACCUGGUUCCGCUACCACCUGUUCAGUUUGACUGUGUUCGCGCCGGCGGUGCUGUAUAGGGUUGUCUGGUUCGGACUCGUCCACCUUGGGACGAAUCUUAUACUGGCUCGACUUGUUAUGAGCGGGUAG
Messenger RNA from Rhodotorula toruloides NP11, 2577 nucleotides. Its product is annotated as ethanolaminephosphotransferase. Bases 1 to 2577 code for a protein of 858 amino acids. NCBI's taxonomy places the organism in Eukaryota, Fungi, Basidiomycota, Microbotryomycetes, Sporidiobolales, Sporidiobolaceae. The record is from RefSeq and is a predicted model, not a curated record. Gene Ontology annotation, cellular component: endoplasmic reticulum membrane. Gene Ontology annotation, biological process: GPI anchor biosynthetic process. The transcript is spliced from 14 exons.